Molecule: messenger RNA, 3566 nt
Organism: Owenia fusiformis
Lineage: Eukaryota; Metazoa; Annelida; Polychaeta; Sabellida; Oweniidae
Source: the annotation of a GenBank genome assembly
UAAAAAUGGAGCCAAAAUCGAAAACAACAAAACAAGCUCAGUAACGAUUUGCACGAGUUAAUGAUUACAACGGAAGCUUAUGGAAAACACACAUCACCUGAAGUCUGUGCAACAUGGAGUUUACUGAAGAGUUUGAUGAUUGUGGGAUCGAUGAUGAACUUUUGCUAUCAUUGCCACUAAAUUACCAACAGCAAUCAAAAGAAACUGUCCAACCAACAGAUCAGCAGCAAGUACUUACCAGUGUGAAACAAAGAAGUGAAACAAAACAAGAUAAACAAAACAAGCCCAAUCCUCCAAAACAACCUCUAAGCAUUCAAGGAAAUAGUCACAAAGAGAAUCUCCCUGCGCCCAAGAUGCAGCGUGGAUCAAGUAAUGAACAUGUUAAAAAAGGAGGAAAAAAAGAUACACCACUCUCGCCAACAUUAGACAAAUGGUUCCGCCCAACUAAGAAACAAGAAGUGGACAUAAAUACUGAAGAACUUUCCAGAGGAGUUGAAGGAGACAACACAUCAGAGAAAGAUGAUUUUGAUGGAACCAAUGAUGUGCAGUUACCUGAUGAAUUCCCCUUUCCAUUUGAACCUUAUGACAUCCAGUUGGGGUUUAUGGAAAACGUCUACAAAACUCUCGAAUUGGGCAAAGUUGGCAUAUUUGAAAGUCCUACUGGCACUGGAAAAUCUCUCAGUUUAAUAUGCGGAGCACUGAAAUGGCUGAAAGACUUUGAAGAGAAACAGAAGAAAGAACUUGAGAUGUUGCUUGAAGCUAAGUCUGUAAGUCAGGAGCAACAAGAAGCUGCCGAGGCUAAAGAUGAUUGGAUUAGUGCAUUUGUACAGAAGAGGGAGGAAGAGAGCAAGAAUAAACAGCUAAAGGAGGCACAAGAACAACGCUUGAAACGUGAAGCUCGACUUCAGGAACUUAGGAAUAACCUCAGACCCAAAGUAAAGGGCAAAAGAAAAAGGCCAAACCUUGAACAGGAAUUUGAUGAACUAUUCAAAGAUGCUGAUAAGGAGCUUAAAGAAUCGUUCAAACGUGAGCUGGACAAUGCUAAUGACUCUGAGACUUGUAACCUUGAAGUUGAUGAUGAUAUAUGCAUGAAGGAAUACAAUAGUGAUGAUGAAUGUUAUAAAGAAACAGAAAGGGAAGAUGAAGAGGAAGAUGAAUUCCAUGUCACUAAGAUAUACUUCUGCAGUCGAACUCAUUCUCAGCUGUCCCAGUUUAUACGAGAGGUUCAGAAAAGUCCAUAUGGGGAAGGUACCAGAGUUGUCUCACUUGGCUCCAGACAGAAUAUGUGUAUAAAUGAACAAGUAAAGAAACUGAAGUCUCUCACACUCAUGAAUGACCGCUGUCUGGAGAUGCAGAAGAAAAAAGAGAGCAGAAAGAAAACAGGUGAAUCUGAACCUAAGAAAAAGAAGUCAGUUCCAGGAUGUCCAUUCUACAAGCAGGAUCCUCUCUAUGAUUUCCGAGACAGAGCUCUGGUUGAAGUGAGUGACAUAGAGCAGCUAGUGAACAAGGGUAAACAGAUGAAGGCAUGUCCUUAUUAUGGUACUAGGCUCUCCAUCCCUGGGGCUGAGCUUGUUGCUCUUCCAUACAACACACUCCUGCAUAAGUCAACAAGGGAUGCCACUGGGGUAAAACUGAAGGACAAUAUAGUGGUUAUAGAUGAGGCGCAUAACCUGCUUGAGACAAUCAACAAUGUAUAUAGCAUAGAAAUCACUGGAUCUCAGGUAUGCCAGGCACAUUCCCAGCUUAGUCAAUACAUGGAGAAGUUCAAGUCAAGACUUCUUGCAAAGAACCUGAUGUACAUCAAGCAGCUACUCUAUAUAUUGGCCAGCUUUAUCAAGUGCUUAGGAGGCAAACUAGGAGAGGCAGCAAACAUGCAGUAUCUUAAUUCAAAAGAAACAAGGUUAAUGACAAUGAAUGACUUUGUAUUUGAGUGCCAACUAGACAACCUCAACCUCUUCAAGGUCUUAAGAUACUGUGAGAGGAGCCAAAUUUCUAAAAAGUUGCAAGGAUAUGUUGAGAAAUAUCAACCAUCUGAAGUGAAAAUAGCCAAAGAAAAGGAAAAGGAAAAACCCAAGCACAGUGGACUGAAGAGUUUUCUAACUGAGAUUGGUGACAAAAAUUCUGGAAAGUCUGUGUCUCCUGUAACCCAAGAUGUACCUGAAAUUAACAAAGAGGAUGGAACGAUAUUCAAAUCUCCCAUGAUGCAUAUAGAAGGGUUCCUUAUGGCAUUAACAAAUUUAAAUAAGGAUGGUCGCAUAGUCCUCACAAAGCAAGAUCUUCUGAGUAGAUGCUGUCUCAAGUUCUUGCUGUUGAACCCUGCUGUUCAUUUUGCUGACAUUGUUGCAGAUGCCAGAGCAGUUAUUGUUGCAGGGGGCACAAUGCAACCAUUAGAUGAGUUUAAAGAGCAACUGUUUUAUGCAGCAGGGGUGGCACCGAGUAGAAUCUUAGAAUAUUCUUGUGGUCAUGUGAUACACGGGGAGCAGUUGUUACCAAUAUGUUUGUCACGGGGACCAUCAGGAACAGAAUUUGAUUUCACAUUCCAGUCACGUGAAAAAACAAGCAUGCUUGAUGAAACAGGACGAGUUCUGUGCAACCUUUGCAAUGUCAUCCCUGGGGGACUUGUUUGCUUCUUGCCCUCAUAUGACUAUGAACGCAUUGUAUACAACCAUUGGGAAAAACAAGGCUACCUGAAAAGAAUGAGGCUCAAAAAACAAAUCUUCAGGGAACCCAAAAAAGCUAGUCAAUUAGACCAGGUACUGGGGGAUUAUAGUGCAGCAGUUCAGAAGGGAUGCACAGACUGCAAGGGAGAACAGACUGGAGCCCUACUAUUAUGUGUAGUGGGUGGAAAGAUGAGUGAGGGAAUAAACUUUUCUGACAAUUUAGGAAGAUGUGUAAUCAUGAUAGGCCUGCCAUUCCCAAAUUUACAUUCACCAGAACUAAAAGAGAAGAUGAACUACCUCAAUGCAAACCAUCCAAAUAGGAAUGGUAAAACAGCAGGACAAGAACACUAUGAGAACCUUUGUAUGAAGGCAGUCAACCAAUCCAUAGGCAGAGCAAUUAGGCACAAGGGAGAUUACGCCACCAUACUAAUGCUGGAUACCAGAUAUUCACGUCCAAACAUUCGUAACAAACUUCCAACUUGGAUCUCCAAACAUGUGGUGUCUCAUGAAAGAUUUGGACCAGCCUUUAGCUCAAUAAGACAGUUCUUCAGCAACAAAACCUAGCAUUUGGUGUUGUCACUGCUGGAUGAGACACUAUGGGGACUAAGAAUUAUAACGUAGUACAAAGCUGGAGAUAUGCAGUCAUAACCUACCGUAACUACUUAUGUACACAAGUGGAACGCAGUUAACUUUGUUGGACUUGAAAACUGAAUCAUGUAAAAACAAUGUCACACUUGAUGGAGUGAUGUUUUUAUUAAGUGGUAGUACGCACACUUUCACUUAAAACAAUGCUGAACAUUUCUAGUAAUUGUAAUUGAAGUUUGCAAUUGUUUGAAAAUAAAUAUAUGGAAUUAAUAAUUUAUUAUUGAUGUUUACUUUAUGUUGAUGAUCAGGCUCAUAUGAUGG